CCCCCGUCACGUGACCGUGGCACGGAUGGGGAGCAAAGGACCUGCCGCCGCGGGCGACGCGAUGCGCCUCCGGGUUUUCGUGGAGCAGAGCCCCCCACCAGACGGGCGAAACCAACUCUGCGGCGCAGGACACACAGGGCAGAGGGUUUUUGGAGCAGGGAAGCCUCCAUUUUUUUUCCUCCUCCUCUUCGCUUUCCUUUCGCGUGCUGGCGGCCCGCUACGUCCGCGGGGCCUGGUCUGGCCGGAUGGCUCGCGCGGCCGUCGUCGCCGUGAUCGCCGUCGCCGUCCUCCUGGCCUGCUUGCCGCCCGCCGCCUCCUCGUCGUCUUACCGGGCAGCAGCGGCAUUGCGACGGCUCGAGACGGCGGCGCCCAUGGACAACGCGCAGGGCAUGCGGGAGAAGGCGGACGUGGCCAAGGUAGCGGCGGAGGACGUGAGCACGACGGGGUUCGGCGCGGAGUCCGAGAGGGAGGUGCCGACGGGACCGGACCCCAUCCACCACCACGGCCGGGGGCCAAGGAGGCAGUCGCCGUGAUCGUGCGCGCGCGCGCCAUGGCGGCGGCGGAGGAGGAUUGGGAGUUGUGAUCUUGAUCAGUCAUCAGGCGUGAGCGGGAUUCCACGAUGAUUGUGCUCUUUCUUUGUUGUUGGAUUGAAUCUGUGAUGACCUUUUUGGUUCCAAUUCCAUUGUUGUAGUAGGGGACACAGCACCAGAGAUUACCUUUCAUCAAAACUUUGUUUCUGCAUACCAAAUUAGGGAAAGGGAAUAGAAUUCAUAAUAAGUGUGUACACCAUGUAUGAGUUAUUCUUUCCCUUAUAAUCUUGUCAGUUUGUUUUGUUGCUAGUUCAUUC
Molecule: messenger RNA, 847 nt
Organism: Panicum hallii
Lineage: Eukaryota; Viridiplantae; Streptophyta; Magnoliopsida; Poales; Poaceae
Exons: 3
Coding region: 246-533 (95 amino acids)
Molecular function (GO): receptor serine/threonine kinase binding
Source: RefSeq, a predicted model, not a curated record